Messenger RNA from Ornithodoros turicata, 4267 nucleotides. RefSeq names its product coiled-coil domain-containing protein 66-like. The record is from RefSeq and is a predicted model, not a curated record. Lineage: Eukaryota; Metazoa; Arthropoda; Arachnida; Ixodida; Argasidae. Bases 320 to 2974 code for a protein of 884 amino acids. The transcript is spliced from 16 exons. Gene Ontology annotation, molecular function: microtubule binding. Gene Ontology annotation, biological process: cilium assembly. Gene Ontology annotation, cellular component: cilium; microtubule.
GAGAGGCCACGCCGUGUUUCGCUAUUUGUUUUUUUUUUUUCGUGGGCUCGUGGCUGCUCCCCCAGUUUUGUUCAGGUUGAGUGGCAACAGAGGCCAUGACGAAAUUCGAGCGGGCUUUGGGUCUAGUGAGAUACCCGGAAGUGUGCAAUGAUCGGAGUGAAGACGCUCGUAUUUAUUGAGUGUAAUUCUCUCACCUGGGAGAAAGGGAUGUUUCCUCGUUUUAUCGGAGUUUUAUCGCGUUUGUGAAGUGCGAAGCAAAACACACUUAGAGCUUUCCAGCGCUGCAAGCAGAUGUUUAAAACCAUGAUAUCCGGUAGAGAUGGUUCACAGGACAAACGAAAAUGAUCCUCAGAUGUCGGACACCUGGGGUCGGAAACUGGGCUCCGAAGAAAUGGUGACGCUCACCAAGGCGCAGCUGCAGGCGCUGUUGAAUGCCUUGGGGGACCAUGAUCCUGCAUCCAUUGGAAAUCACAUAAAAAUUAAUGACCUACCCAGACGAGAGAGUAAAAUUGCACCAUCCGAAGAUGAAAACCUGCCAAACUGGGUUCGCCGCAACAGCAUGGCAUGCCCUCCGAGCCCAGGAUCUGUGGUGACCAGCGAUGCUUCACAGUUGGAAGACAUGCAGAGGAGUCGUCUGUCCUCCUCCCACCCGGAGUUGGCUCCCAACUCGAGGCCGUUCUCAAAAGUGGCGCAGAAGCAGUUGCAGUGGCAGCGAGAGAGAGCCGAGAUGCAAGAUUGGUACCCCUGGGGAAGACCCGGUGCCGGCGCUCCUCGACGCCAACCAGUUGCUGCUGUGCCACCUCGCACUGAAACUCAGGUGUUGCGAGUCGAAGGAACGGGCACUUUUUCCGCGGGUGUCUAUUCCGUGCCGACAACCACGCCACCACCCAUUACUCAACCUCUCCUUCCGACCAACCAGAGUCCCGCGUUUGUCCGCCGCGUACCGCCUGCCCUUAGGAGCUCGGUUCCGUUUGGGCCAGCAUCAGAUCUUCAUGAAGACGAAAAAGAUAAAGUGAAGCGUCGCUGGCUGCAGGAUCUUGAACGACAGCGAGAGGAGCAACAGCGAAGGCGAAUGCUAGAACAACAGAGGUCUUCGAUAAGCAACGCUUCCUGGUGGGGGGACAACGAGUCAACGGUUGGCUCAACGGAUACGGCGGCACACAGAGGAGACUCUGACAGUGCAACUUUCGCUUGUGGACCAGGCACGGUCUGCUUAGACGAACGUCGUCAGAAGGCACUCGAGUACCAGAGGGCCAUCCAGGCCCAAGUGGAGGAGAAGAAACGAAGGAAGAACGAAGAACGUGAGAUGAGGUUGAGGGAAGAACGCGAGGAAGAGUUGAGACUGGAAGAGGAACGACGUCAACUGGCACAGCAGUACGAGCUGGAACAGAAGAGGCAGAGAGAAAAGGCAGAGCAAGAAGAAAAGAAGCGUCAGAUGCUGAUAGCCAAAGUGCAGGAAGCACAAGCAGAAGCUGAGGCAAUGCGCAAGGCUCGCAGGGGGCAACGUCUUCAACAACAGGUGGCAGUCACGCAGGCCUCUGGAUCAUCUGCUCCUGCUGGUGGAACGGGUCUGAUUGCGGAGGAUUCUGGGAUUGCCAGUAGCAGUGGGUCGUUGAAGACUCCCCCUUCGACGACUCAAGUCACGACUGCCACCGUGCACCCGAUGCAGAACAGCUGCCGAGCCUCGUCUUCCUCCUCGCAGCUUCCUACUUCCAACUGUAUCUCUCCCUCCCAAAGGGACACUUGCAGCCAGACCGAAAGGGGCCUGUCCUCAGACGUGGACUCCCGUCUGCAAUCUCCUCGGGAGAGAUUUCCAAAGUUUGAGCCAUACAUCGAAAACAGGGUCCUGACUCCAACGAAGCUCCGGAUUGUGCAGAGGUCCCGCAGACACCUCACGGCACGACCACCAGGUCGAGAAUUUGGCACACAGACGGACAUCUCGCUUCCCUCUGGAUGGGGAGCUGGGGUUGAAAACCCUUCUACCAGUACCGCAAGCUCGGCGCAGAGCACGACACCCCAGCAGAAGACACACAGGGUGCAGCACAGUCGUCCCACUCGGGUGGUACGCAACCCCGAACCCGCCGACCGCCCCCAGUGGGGUGCCAACAACCCUGACAGGGUGUUUGUGAAGAUGACGGACCGUGACCCGAAUUACCACCGGCGCAAGAAGCUGCAGGAGAUGCGCAAGCAACACUGGGAGCGAGAAAUGGCCUCCAGGCGGCCCCUUCGCAAUGCAGGGCGACAGACGCCCAGCUCUUCCUGCGUCGCUCAUCACGAUCACAGUUCGAGAGGAACCUCUGGCGAGCAAGGGAGGGGAAGAAGCAGUAGUCACUCCCCUUCACGGUCAUUUCCAUCUUCGCACACUCAGCGUACGCUCAGCAGCGAACGGUUGCACAGCAUGGAAGAUUCUGCAGAAGAAGAUGAUGAUGAUCCCAAUCGAACUGUGGUGCUCCGGCGUGCCCCGUCGCCUCCCGUUCCCGCAUUGAGGAAGCAGCUGGUGAUGCAAGGCGACGAGUCCCUUCUUGCGCCUCCAUCUGGGAACUCGUCGUGGGCUCUCCCGAGAACGCCGUCACACUCCGAGAACGAAGCAAAGUCUCCGCCUGCCCGCAAACGUUGGCAGAACCAGAAAGUGUACGUGCCACUGUCUUCCUCCUCUCCGCCACUCUCCUCACGAAAUGGCGACCACGUUGUCAUCAUCGAAAAACGAGGCCGUUCGGCUCGACGGGGAUCGGCAGGGAGGCAUCGGUCAGUGAGCGUCCACGGUUGUCGGCCCACAAAUCCGUCUCCCUAUUCGCCGCUGGAGUCUCCGCACGUGAGAUCCUCGUCUCAGGACCCCCUCGUGCAUCCUGAGGUUAUCACCGGCCGUCCCACUCCGCGACAGGACAAGAUACUGCAACAGCUUUCAUCUCUAAGACAGGGUUUACUUCUGAAGCAACGCGAAAUGGAGAACAUACUACGUAAAUCCAAGACUUAAGGCUGGGCCAUUAUGUUUGGCUGCAUGAUACUCAUUAUUUAAAUCUGUUUAAGUAAGUUAAUACAUCUAUCGAUGUUUCAUUGUUUUUCUGUGUUUUGUCGCACUUGCCUGUUAGGCAUGUAGAUAUUUACGUAUGUUACUCCGUCCAAGUUUGUCCAAGUAUUUGUACGUGAGAUUGUUGAUUAUUCUUGUUUGAGUAUAUUGUUAAUGAAUGAAUGAAAAAGAACGGAAUAUUGUUCGCAGCUUGGCAUAGCUGUGCGUCUGUAAAAGCGUACUUGUUACGAGUGUUACCCGAAUUUCUCAUACAUUGUUGCUGUUUGUUUUGUUGGUAAAACUAUGGGUGCAGUGGCAGAAGGACUCAGGACUCUGACUGAGAUAUAUAAUAAACUUAAUCAUGGACUAAUCGCUAGCAAAAUUGUGAGCGUUCAUUCUAUGAUCUCAUUUGCUGCAAUAUGCUAAUGCAUAACCAGCUGCAUGAACAUUGCUGAAUGAAACACCCGUAUUCAUAAUUACAGUGCUUGAUAAAAUUGCAUAUUCAUAUAGCAUAUGUUAGUUUUAUACGUACCGUCACGUUUCUGACACUGUGACAGGAUGCUGUAGCAUAUCGUAACUUAUUGAAAAAAUAAUCGCUUCUCCUGUGCUUAGUGUACCUGAUUCACAUUAAAGGGUUUGUGACACAUGCGAUUCAUUACAUCAUGAAUAGGGUUCUGCGUUUUCGGGUGUAACCAGAAAAAAUCUACGCCGGUAAAUUUUUCCACCGUUCGGCUUUAACCGAAAAACACUGAAUACAAAUUCAAAUGUCUGAGGAAAGAUUAGGGGAUUAAUCGCCACACACGUUAGCGUGAUGUCUGAUGUCACACAGCGAUGUCUUACAUUGGCUGAUUUUGCAUGCUGCGCUGAGACGCGCAGUUUUGAAAUUACGUCGCCAUUUCCAUUCACCGAUAACUGCAGGGUAAACCAUGUACUACAUGGCAGAAAAACCUCCGAUGAACGCCGAUAUCGUGAAAAUCAAUAAACAUAGAAAAACAUGUGUCGAAUCCGUCCUAAAAUACAAACCGAAAGUGCAGAAUCGUAAUCGCAAAGCGAAAAGAAAAGAAAGAAUAUAAUUGUUUGUCUUACACAUAUGUGUUCGGAAUAUUUUGGGUCAAGGUGUUGCAACCCCUUUAAAUGUAUUUCGCUGAAGCAAAAAUGUUAAGGAACUUCGCACUGUUAGUAUAGUGCACAAGAUCUGUAGCAGAAGCUUUCAUUUGAUAAAACUUUUGCAGCAUUUUCGAAUAAAAUGCUUUAUCAGCA